Rhipicephalus sanguineus (brown dog tick) is the source of this 8797-nucleotide messenger RNA. RefSeq lists its product as uncharacterized. The transcript has 38 exons. Gene Ontology annotation, cellular component: endoplasmic reticulum exit site; ER to Golgi transport vesicle membrane. The record is from RefSeq and is a predicted model, not a curated record. Bases 92 to 6328 code for a protein of 2078 amino acids. Lineage: Eukaryota; Metazoa; Arthropoda; Arachnida; Ixodida; Ixodidae. Gene Ontology annotation, biological process: COPII vesicle coat assembly; Golgi organization; autophagy.
GCUAAAGAUGUUCUCUACUUUACCAACACCAAUAGGUAUGGAUGGACUGCUGACCGGUCAGUGCUAGUGAAACCUUGACUACCACAGAACGAUGAGCCGACGUAUGUUAAAGCACAGAUACCCAACAGGAAAAGCAACAGAGACAGCCCCAUUACCUCAGCCAGCUGCUGACAUAAUGCCUCAGUGGGAUGGGGCGGCCAGCUUUCAGCCACCACAGUAUCCCCCUCAGCAGCAGCCACAAAGCAACUCACAGGAGGGCUGGCCUUCGUUGCCAACAGCAGCAGCCAACGGAAGCACUGCUGGUUCUGCAGUCCGCUAUGGGCAGGAAGAGAACUACUGGAACUGGAACAUUCACCAGGAGUCUACUGCAGUGGCAGGUGGGGAUGGGAUGAUGUCAGCCUCGAUGCAGUCCUGGAACAGUGGUAGCUGGAGUGCUCCACAGCCGGAGAUGGCCUCGGCAGGUCCCCAAUCAUGGACUGGAGGGGGUGGGGCACAACCACCCGACCCAACUGGAGUGGGUGGCGGCACAAACUUGCACGAGGCAGCAGUGGCACCAGUGACGAGUGAUGGGACGUACCACCAUCCGUCACUCUAUACCGGUGCCCCUCAAUUUGUGCCCCCUCAAGGGGGACAACAGUAUGGAAGCGGAGGUGUCGUAACAGAGGGCACUGGUCCCCAGGAAGGAUGGGUUGCACCACCUUGGGGUGGUGACACGAGCCAGUGGCCAUCUGGCCAUGAGCAGCAGCAGCAGUGUGACUCAGUCCAGGCACAGUGGCAAUGGAAAGAAGGAAUGCCAGCUGAAGGUUGGCAGUCUGCUGAUAACCAGUGGCAGGGCUAUGACUCUCAGGUGGGCAGCACACCUGUUGCUGGCCAAUAUGAGGGUUCCUCCUUGGCAGCGUACAACCCACCUGAUGACUCGCUACAUUGUCAAGAGCAGCAGCAGCAGCUCCACGAGCAAGGCCCACCUAGCACAGCUGGAGAUACUGCAGCCAGUGAUGUGUCUGUCCCUGCAUACCCUUCUAAUUUUGCUGCAGACAGUCAAGAUGGCUCUCAAGGUACUGUAGGGAGCCUGCAUCAGCCGUCGCACCAGUACGUUGAGUCAGGAGACGAAGGCACAAUGUCCAUGUUCUUUCAAGAUGGUGGUGGUGCUUCGGUUUACGAGGAAGGGAUGGCUGCAGCGGAGGAGAGCAGAGAAGGGCACAGCACACACGACCUGCAGGUGGCACAAGAGCAUGCAGAGGAACAACCAGCUUCAUUGGGCAUCGAGUCUCAUGAACAAGAGGUAGCAGCCACGGAAAUGCCCGAAGAUGGCGCUGCGGUCACAAUAGAGUCUGUGAACCAGGAAGUUCCAGAUUUGGUUUUUAGGCCAGAGCCGCAAGAGGCAAUGCCUCUGCACAUGGAAGGCAGUGGACCCAGCAGUGAAGAGGGUGCGUGUGCUGUCGCGGUGACACCUGGGGCGGAGUGUGGGGCUCAGUGUCCAGCACCGUCCAAAAAGGCGGUGAUUCGGGCUCGCCAGGGAGGGCCCUUCAAGCCGCCCGUGCUUAUCCGGCAAGGCUCAGCUGAGACAGAUUACCUACGGGUUAUCUACCAAUUGUUAUGGUAUUUGUGGCAUGCUCUGAUGCAGCAGAAUGCAGCCCAGUUGCACCUUCCUCCCGACAACUUGGAGCUACUGCCACCGGAUGAGGUUGCGCGACAUGCCUCUCUGCGUCACCACCACCUCCACCACAGGCAAGGUGUUGCACCAUCACCAACAGUUGCAGGAGUCUCUGUUGGCACGGGCCUGACGCUGCUCGAUGCACCUGACAUGCAACCUCUGGUGACCCUGGCACCAGCAGCGCCACCCAUUUCACACGAACGGCCGGCUUCACGUGCAAACUCCCUCUCUGGGGCACAAUCUAAUGAUGUGGUGGAGCAGUCAUCCAGUCCUUUGACCAGUGCUCCAGCUCCCAAAGCUCCCACUGAGGAAGUGGCAUCACUGGAUGGCCACAGUGAAGCUCAUGUCCCGAGGAUGGUGGCGCCCCCACUGAUGCGACAGAGCCCCCUGGGGAGGGAAGAGGGAACAGGGAGAAGCACCAUAGCUCCACCUCCACUGAGGGUGGCAACAACGCUUGCGCCAAGCCCCCUGCUUGUUGACUCAACACUACCGGAGAGGACCGAGCCCUCAGGAAGCACUGACAGAGACAAUCCCCAGCCUGUCGUCACUGCAACUCGUGCUGGUGAAGUGAAGGAAAGCCUGGUGGGUUUGAGACCUAAUGCGACAUCCACACCGACGGGUCAUCUUUCCCCUCACCAUGAAACCAUCAACGUUAGUGCAGUUCUGGCACACCCUAAACACGACGCAAAGGAACCUCUUGACAAGGGCAGCGAACAACGUGUACGGCAAGAGGAACCACGGAAAGACAAGCAGGACGAUAGGGACCCUAGGGACUAUCGCAAUGACAGGGAUUUUAUAGAAUCUAGGGAACCGGUGCAUGGUCGGGACUACAGGGAUUCUCGGGACUCUAGGCCAGCCAGGGGACAUGGUAGUGAUGACGAAAGUCCAGAUUGGAAAGGAAGCAGAGAUGAUUUUGAACGCGAUAGCAGGCGGGGGGGCGGCAGAGCAGAUUUCAGGGAAGACCAGGACCGGAAGAGGGACCGUUACUAUGAUCGGCCAGAUGAUCGAAGGGACUGUGCAAAAGACGACCGCGAUGAGUACAGGAGAGGAGGUGGGAGAAGUGGUGUUGUUGAGGAUAGAAAGAGGAGAGAUGACUACCAUGACGACCGAAGGGGUGACAGAAGGGAUGACCAGUAUGAGGACCGGAGGGGAGAUCGGCAGGAGGAGCUCAGGGACGACUACCGCAAAUCAGACCGGAGAGGUGACCAUUACCACGACCGGAGAGACCAGUGGAGGGGACAUGAAAGCGAUGAUGACUGGAAGGAGCGGCGGUCAGACCGCAGGAGUGACCGUUACAGCAGCAGGCAUGACUACCGCUAUGACGACCGUCAGAGCGACCGAUACAGUGACCGUGGCCGGCCGUCGAGCCGAACCUCUCAGGAUGCUUACCUCGAUGACUUUGACCGGCGGGGCGACCGAAGGCAUCGGGACAGCCACAACCGACUGUCAUCCAGGCACAGUGAAUCCGACAGCUCAUCUCCAGACUCUCGGAGAGGUUACGGCACUGGCAAGCAUCGAAAGUAUCGAGAUGCGGAAAAGAUGGGAUCUGGCACCUACCAUGAUCAGAAGAGCUACGGAGGAGCUGGUGGCUAUGACUACAAUGCUUACCGAAGAGACUACUACAAUUACUAUCACUAUGGCUAUGCACCACGCUCUGGCUAUGGCUAUGGCUAUUAUGAUGAGUUGUACAGAACCAAUCCAGCCUAUAAACAGCAGGUGGAUGCCUACUAUGCUCGGCUAGGUUACAACCCAGCACAACUAAUGGAGCGCCUGAGUGUACAUUCUGGCCGGUCAUCGGCCAAUGGAGAUUCGCGUCGUGAUGAGAGCUUUGCCAGCAACACGGAAGAUGAUUGUGACCCCAGCAUUCUCGACCAUGAGUCCACACGGCUCGACCAUGUGCCUCAACCAGAAGAGGUAAAGAAAUUCUCCCGGCCACAUCCACUGGCUCGCUUUUGUGGUGCCAACGGUUUGCUCAAGCUGUUACCAACCCUCAGCAGUGGAGACCUGCCACCUCCUAUUGAAAUUCACAGCCUCAAGCACCUGUUCCAGAAGGAUCCGCAAUUCCACGAGUUGCAGGCAUUCCCAGGACCUUUAGUCAGAUCUGAGACACACAAGAAUGAUGUGAUCCAGUUCUGCACGCAGAGGAUCCAGUCAUUUGCCGAUGACCCCAGCUUGCCGGACCGGUCGUCACACAUCCUCCUUUGGGAGCUGCUUGUGCUCAUGCUCAGGCAGAAUGGGUUUGUCUCGGGUUCGGACAUUGCCGAGUUGCUUCUUCGGGGCCACGACAUCCUGGAACCGUCAACAUCUGCGUCAGUGCUUGCGGGUCGACCGGGAGGGGAGGGAGGCGAAGCGACCUCACCCGAGGGGGCCGAUGAUGGCAGCAGUCCGUCACCCGAUGAGGGCAUUGUGGUGUCCGAUCGGGCACAACUUGGAACCACAGGCUCAAGUCGCGUGCUGGCGAAAUUCCGCGAGUUCCUCCUCUUUGGGCAUAAAAAGGAUGCACUGGAGUGGGCAGUAAAGUGUGGCCUGUGGGGCCACGCCCUGUCUCUAGCCUCGAAGAUGGAUGCAAGGACCUAUGCGAGCAUCAUGACUCGUUUCACAAAUGCCCUGGCCAUCAACGACCCGCUGCAGACCCUAUAUCAGCACCUGUCUGGCCGGCAACCUGCUGCGGUCACUUGCAUAGCGGAUGAAAAGUGGGGUGACUGGCGGCCCCAUUUGGCCAUGAUCCUGUCCAACCCAUCAUCACGGCCAGAGGUGGAUGCACGGAGCAUCACCACUCUGGGUGAUGUGCUGGCCAGCCGUGGUUGCCUGUCAGCAGCACACUUCUGCUACCUGAUGGCCCAAGUGGAGUUUGGCACGUAUGCUUGCAAGUCCAGCAAGAUUGUGCUGCUGGGAUCCAGCCACCACACGCUUUCUUUUGAAGAGUUUGCAACUAACGAAGCCAUCCAGUGCACUGAAAUCUAUGAAUACUCCCAGUCCCUGGCUAAUGCAGGCUACAUGCUUCCACAUCUGCAGACGUACAAGUUUCUUCAUGCCACACGGCUUGCAGAGUAUGGCUUCGCACAAGAGGCGCUACACUAUUGCGAAGUCCUAGCAGAGGCAAUGGUUCGGCAUUGUGAGUCGGCACAGCUGGCAGCCCAGACAUACGAACUGGCAAGCCGCCUCAAGUACCACGACCCUCACUUCAGCCAGGGCCAAGGAGAGCUAGAGGAACUGGGUGAGCCCCCGUGGCUUGCCAACUUUGCCCACCUGGUCAACCAGCUGCUUCAGCAACUGCAUGGGAACAGCAACAUGUCUCAGGUUGGCAUUCAUUAUGGCCAGGAGAGCGGCUAUGAAGGUCACGAAGCACGGCCUGUGUCUGAAGUCCCGAGCAUGGAGAGCUUACACGGGCAACAAGGCUUCAACAGCAGCACUGGAUUUUCAAUGUACGAUAGCGGCAUGUCUGUUCUCCAGAAGUCAGGGAUCACUAACAACUCAUACCUGGACACCUCUGCAUGUGGUGACAGUGUGCAGGUGGUCUCUCCUUCGGCUGAGCAAUGGACAUCACUGCCACAGGCCACUCAUGACUAUUCUCAGCACCUUUCUCCAAUGUCUGCUGACAGUGGCUGGAACACAGUGCCUCAGCUCUCAACAGCUGCACAGCCUCCUUCGGCCGAGUACAACUUUGUGAGCACAAGUCCACCUCCCCUGCCUGCAGAGCCGGCUGCUGUGAUGAAUGGCAUGUCACCACAGGCCGACGGGUCAGCAUCUUCACCACCACCUGUCACCAGCCAGCCUGCCACAUUCGACUACUACAAGGCCAGCACCUACUCGCAGGCACAGAACAUGCAGCAUCGCCAAACGUCACGAGAGCGUCUGAGCAGCGUCAGCAGCAGCACUGACACUCGCGAUCGAAGGGACAGCGUUGACAGUGCUGCCUUGGCCUCUGGUCGGUCACGGCUACCAUCGGGGCCGCAGUCAUCACUUGCCACAGACCAAUCGGCUUCAGAGUCUGAACGGUCCAAGCCAGCUACAGCUAGCAAGGGAAAGACACAGGUGGCUGGCAAGAGUUGGCUGGGGGGCAUUUUCGGGAAGCUGCUUCCCAAGGGCCCCAAUCAAAUGAUCCUGCCCGAUGAUAAGGACCCUGAUAUUGUCUGGGAUGAGCAGAAGAAGUGCUGGGUCGACAAGAACGCUGCGCCAGGUGAAGCGGAGAGUCGGAUGGCAGCUCCACCUUCGGACACCAGUUUUGGGGGUAAGCCAAGUCCAGUGAGUAGCAAGCCAGGAGAGAACCGCUUUCAGCUGAGCAAGCAGCGCUCUUUGCGGAAGCACUACGUGGACGUGCUGAACCCAGACAGCAGCAAGGCAUCUGGUGACUCUCCAUCAGCGCCUGCAAUGGUAGCGUUUCCAGAACAGUCAGCUACGCAAGCCCCCGUCCAGUUCUUUGUUCCCCAGGCUGUGGCUGACCAACACGAUGGAAGCUCUGGCUACGACUUUGUGUCGCCUGCUCCAUUGCCCGACCAGACUGCAUCUGUUCCCCCACCGCCUCCAGAAACCGCGCCAACCUGUCAACCCACAGCCAAGGCUGUUUCGAUGCCGAUGAUGUUUGAUCCCGCGGACUUCUCAUCAAGGGUGGUGGACAGCAGUCACAAGGCAACUGGCGGUAACCUGGCCAGGAGGAGAGCCUACCCAACGUAGCAGAUGUCACGUGCAUGACUUGGCAGCCAUCUUGCGUACCUUUCUCUUCAAAGCCUUUUCCUAGGUUCUUUUUUUUUUUUUCCACUAGAGGACAGUAUUUCUUUUUCCAUGUGCUACUUCUUCAACUCAUGGUACAAUUUGGGAUGUUAUUUUUUCUGAGCUCUUAUUUUUCUCCUUUUAUGUAUGCUGCCCUCCCAUGGAGGGUAGUGUUUUGGGACUUUUCUGCCGUGUUUUCUGGUAGUAGGUUUAUUUCAUCAAAGUUUGAUAAAACCAGUGUGCUUGAAACUGUGCUGUCUGCAUGACACCAUUAUGCUGUUUCAGUGAACAUUUACUUUAGUCUUAAUUAUUUGCACAUGUGCAUUCAUGUAAUAUGCAAAGGCUGGCUGUCUACAGGCGUUAGUUAUGGCACUCACUUCGCGAGAGUGCAACAAAGGUGCUUGUGUGAUGCAAAUAGAAUCCUUGGUCGCACGUUUCUUCCCACUUCACGUGUGACUGAAGCGAAUCACUUUGUUGAUGCAUCCAGGUCCCUGAUAGCCUAAGAUUGUUUUUCAAGGCCUAGCAUGACAAUUUUGAUCCUUACGGGCUGAAUAGCAAAGAAAAAGUCAAUUAUGAAUGCGACAAUGCAAUGCUGUAGGUAUCAUAUACCGCACGAGCAAAACAUUGCUUUUUCAACACAAGCAUGGCAUAUUCACUUGAUUGCUACCGCAAAAAAUGUAGUUUGUUUGCUCUUGCAGCAUUGAUGAGUAAUUGUAUGAUAUUUUGCAAUUUUUAGCCUGGUUCUAAAUGAGAUUUCAUGAGCUCACUGAACGGAAACACCAGUUCACUCUGCAAGGGCUCAAACGUGAUGUGGAACUUGUGAUGCCUAGAUCACCAUCUCUCCUACAAUCAGGGCUCAAGUCUAUACACAUCAAGUUAUUCUGCCUUUGGUUGCCAUCCGAAGCCACAACCACAGGAGGCCAAGCCAAAUGGUGGCACGAGUGUCUUGCUAUUGUAUGUAUCCUGCAGCGAAGAUGAAGCAAAACAGAGGCAGUGUUCAAUGGACUAGCAACAAAAAAAAAAUGAAAUAAAUGGUGCUGCUUAUUGCAUGGCUGUGCAGUGCCACAAGGUCUUGCACGCCGACCAUGACCAACUUUUGCCUUAACAAUGGUGAUUAAAAUUGCUUUCUGGAUCUCUCUUAUGAACUGCUUGGGUUUGGUGUAGGAUAUAGUACUGCGUAUCUUAUCUCCCAACUGUGGGCAAUGCCGUUUGCCACUAUCGUCAUGGAGAUGCUGCUGCCAUUCCGUUCUGCGCUAAACCUCGGUGAUGAGGUGGCGUGCUGUAGUAAAUGCUGUUUAAAAGCUUAUAUUAGUGGUUUGUGAUGACCAUUUGUGAUGGUUUUUGGGGAGCUUUCUCCUUUUGUUUGUCUGUCUGCUUAAACUUAUUGUUGUACAUAGAAGUAGGCCUUUUAUAAGCUACAGUAGUACGAGAACUGCUUCAGGCCUGAUGCCUUGGUCCUACCAUCAUAGCAACUGUAGGUCUCUCUCCUUGAUGGCCACGAGUUGAAUCAAGACUUUUCUUGCUACAAAUGGCCCAUUUGUAGAAGGAAUGCCUUUGUUUUUGAAGUAGAUGAUUUUUAACUUUUUCAAAUGAUUGUGAAAGGUACUUUAUGACACUGUGGUGGGUGUUUUGGGAUGGUCUUUUUGUUACAGUCUAUUCUGCUUGCAGUCGUCUAAAGGGACACAGUUGUGGCAAAAUGGAAGCGAAGCCUCAUGGCAAUAUCUCCUCUUUCUGUGUGCUUCACUAACUCUGCUGAGUCGCUUUUGUUUGUAUGCAGGCGUGCACUUAUUUUGGAGAGCACAAAUACGCAAUUUAAGAUUGUGCAUCACAUCACUUGGCAAAGCAUGGGGCUCGUGCACUGCAUUAUUGAAGGGCUGGAAUUCGGUGAUUUCUUACCUGACUGCAUUUUCUUUCUUCUUUCUUCAUUGAAGCAUAGUUGGGAGCAUCGCUAACAUUUGAGAAUAAGAUUGUAUUUUGAAAUGCAGAACAAUCUAACCAGUGAGUGCUCAUUAUUGGGGGACAAGGAAGAAAUGGAAUUUGGAGUGCAAUCACUGUUGAAAUGUGGUCCCUGUAUCCACACAUACGCACGUGCGAUCAUAAAAAUUUGUAUGGUUUUCUAUGCUGUACAUUUCGGUUUUUUGUGUAAGAAGUUGCCUUGUGUACGUGAUCCCUAGGAAUGUUCCAAUUUUAACCACGAUCUUUGUCAGCGCUUGGAUAUAUAUUUGUUUUGUUUUUCACUUCUGACAUGUGUAUUCAUGCCAUGCCUAUGGCACAUUUAUGGGCAUGUCUACUCCAUGAACGCACUGUUUGGACGGGUUUUGCUUGUUGAAGAGCCUGCUAGUUUUUUUUUAACAAUGCUGGCUUUUCUCUGAGGCAUGUAUGGAAUGAAUGGAGAAAACACGAUGCUGAAGGAAUAAAAGUUUGGUGAGGAUA